Molecule: messenger RNA, 1074 nt
Organism: Arabis nemorensis
Lineage: Eukaryota; Viridiplantae; Streptophyta; Magnoliopsida; Brassicales; Brassicaceae
Source: the annotation of a GenBank genome assembly
AUGGCUGCCAAUUUCGAGGACAAAACCACAUUGUUUAACUUCGUGGUCAAACAAGGUCACGGUGUGAAGGGUCUGAUAGACUUGGGCCUGUCUUGUGUUCCACAACCAUUCAUCCAACCGCUCGCUGAGCGAAUCGCGACCCCAAACGCUCCUACGUGUGAGGCUGCAGAAACAAUCGAUCUUUCCCAGCUAGACGGUCCACACCACAAGGAUGUGGCCAAACAGAUCGUUGAAGCUGCCGAGACACUUGGCUUCUUCCAGGUGGUGAACCAUGGUGUUUCGGUGGACCUGUUGGAAUUGCUAAAAACAUCGGCUCAUGAGUUUUUCGCUCAAGCUCCUGAGGAAAAAGCGAUGUAUCUAAAAGAAGUGAGUCCAAGCAAGCUGGUUAAGUACGGAACGAGCUUCGUGCCAGAGAAGGAGAAGGCGAUUGAGUGGAAGGAUUAUGUGAGCAUGCUUUACACCAAUGACCAUGAGGCUCUUCAACACUGGCCUCAACCAUGCAGAGAGGUGGCACUUGAGUUCUUGAAAUCGUCGAUAAAAAUGGUGAAAAGGGUAGUUGAAAUUCUGAUGGAGAAUGUAGGAGUGACACUAGAAGAGGAAAGAAUGAAUGGUUUGAUGGGGACCAAGAUGGUCAACAUGAACUACUACCCAACCUGUCCCAGCCCCGAGCUGACCAUCGGCGUGGGUCGUCACUCCGACAUGGGAAUGUUGACCGUUUUAUUGCAAGACGGCAUUGGUGGUCUCUACGUUAAACUAGACAACGGUGAAUGGGCCGAGAUCCCUCCUAUCAACGGAGCUUUGGUCAUUAAUGUCGGCGACACCUUGCAGAUUCUAAGCAAUGGCAAGUACAAAAGUGCUGAGCAUAGGGUUCGAACCACAAACAUCAGCUCGAGAGUCUCUGUGCCCAUUUUCACGGCACCUAACCCCUCCGAGAAAAUCGGUCCGUUGCCGGAAGUUGUGAAGCGCGACGGAGUGGCUCGUUACAAGGAGUUGUUGUUUCAAGACUACAUGAAUAACUUCUUCGGCCAACCACACGACGGCAAAAAAUCUCUUGAUUUCGCACGUGCCGAUUGA